UUCCGGGGGGUGCUUCAGCAAUUUAAGGAUGAGCAUCUCAAUGGAUCGGAGAGCGAACAAUUUCAGUUCACCAAUCUUGUGGACUUCAAAUCCUCCAUGAAGGAGAUCCAAGACGAGCAAGCGUCUAAAGCCAGAAUGCGCAAUAUGAACAGAUUGAGGAAGUUCUUGGAAGGAAUGGAGCAGUACAUCGAGGUGUUUCUCGAACAGCUCAUCGAGGUGUUUCUCAACGCAUCAGAAUUUGUUGCCUUUUUCCUAUUACAGGUCACACGAAAUCACGUCAGAGCCUUUGAUGCCCUCCUUGAGCAUUAUGAGGACAUGGGUGAGCAGCUUGAGCCAAUCCAACAUCAUCAACCCCUGUUCGAGCUAAGGGAGAACGGCCAUCUUAACGCCGUUCUCGAGAUGAUCUUCGGCGACAUUCUCGACUUCCAUGCAAAGGCCCUGUCGUACUUCCAGCAAAAGAGAUGGCGAAUAAUCUUUGAUGCGACGUGGAACAACUUCCGCACCCGUUUCUCCGAGCCCAUGAACAACUUGAGGCGGCAUCGCAAGCUUUUAGAGAACUACGCUAAUCUGACCGCCCUUGAGAGGAUUUCAGCACUAUCCAAUGACCAAACAGAGGCUUUGAAGUUGCAGAGACGACACCUAAAUCUCGCUACAAUAUGCCUUUCAUACCUGACCGUCGGCCACGUCGACGUUUCACUGUCCGAUGAGAUUGUCGAGGCCAACAUAAUAAACGGUUGUUACGCAUUUUUUGAUUACGCCGCUUCACAUUGGCUGGACCAUCUCACGAUCUCAGUAACCAAACUCGCCACACUUGAUGCCUCCUCUGUGGAGCGCCUGGGUAGGGAGAUCCGUCACUUCCUCGGACAGCACUUCCAAAAGGUGGCCCCAAAAAGUAUUCCACUAAGCUUCGCUAAAGGAUUCGAUGUUCGUUCAUCGUUUGGUCCUGAAGACUUCCUCGGUGAAUUGUCACAGGCCACCUACACCAAGCGGAAGGAAGAACCUAACGUCAAGGAUGACCAGAAACUGGGCCCGAAGCCAAGACUCGAAACUUUCAUUCCUCGGCUGCGAUCAUCUCUUGACAAGGUGGCACAAAGACUGAAAGAUUCGACCGGAUUACUACAACUGCAAAAUUACCAUGGUUCAGGCCUCUUCAAGUGUCAAUUCGUUCAUUGCGAUUAUUUUCACACAGGGUUCCCCGACAAGUCGGCGCGGGAUUCCCAUCAGACCAAGCACGACCGCGCCUUCUUUUGUGUGUUUGAUGGAUGUUCGUAUGGGAUUACAGGAUUUGCCGAUUCAAAAUCCCUUGCGGCCCACACCGACAACGUUCAUACC
Lasiosphaeria miniovina is the source of this 1332-nucleotide messenger RNA. RefSeq lists its product as uncharacterized. The transcript has 6 exons. The annotation marks the transcript as partial. The record is from RefSeq and is a predicted model, not a curated record. NCBI's taxonomy places the organism in Eukaryota, Fungi, Ascomycota, Sordariomycetes, Sordariales, Lasiosphaeriaceae.